UUUUUUUCCCCCAAAUUAACUUCUUCCUCCCCAUCCAUAAGCUUAAAGCUUCCGUCCAUCCGAAGAGAUCCGAAUUCGAUUUCUCUUGGGUUUUGAUAUUUAAGGGUUUCUCCCAAAUUUGUAUGGAAACUUCAACAACCUCUUCAGUAUAUAACCCUUAAAAGAAGCUUCCUUUGCCUCCGCCACAGCUCCUGUCUCUGUUGAUUCGAUCCAAAGGAACAACCUUUCUUUCUUGUCGGUUUCGAUCAUGGACCGUGCUGCUCAAUCGGAUCUCUCCUUGGGAUUCAGCAGCUCCCACGCCUUGCCGCUUCCUCCUCCGCGAAUCCCGAUCGCCGAUGACUCGAUCACGCUUCAAAUCGACUCCAGCCCGACGCCCCCCGUCCCUCUCCAGCUUCUCGAGCAGAGAUUCGAAGGCACCGGAUCGAGUAGCCGAGCCAUCGUCGAUAAAGACGAAGACUUUGAUGAUGAUCAGAGGGGGGAGUUCAUCCUAUUGGGACAGCCGUUGAAGCUAAAACGCUGUAGAGGUAGCAGCAGCAGCAAGCGAUUCGCAGCUGAUCCAGAAACUAGACGAGCCGCCGUCAAAGCGUGGGGCGACCAGUCUCUCUCGGAAGCAGAUCCCGAGAUUCACGAGUUCAUGGAGAAGGAGAAACAGAGACAGUUCAGAGGAAUCGAGCUCAUAGCCUCCGAGAAUUUCGUGUGUAGAGCGGUGAUGGAAGCUUUGGGAAGCCAUUUGACUAACAAGUACUCAGAAGGCAUGCCUGGAGCUAGAUACUACACAGGGAACCAGUACAUCGAUCAUAUCGAGAUUCUUUGCCAAGAACGUGCACUGCAAGCUUUCGGUCUUCACCAUGAGCAUUGGGGGGUUAACGUGCAGCCUUACUCUUGCACGUCCGCGAACUUCGCUGUCUUCUCUGGUCUUUUGUUGCCUGGUGAACGGAUCAUGGGGUUGGAUUCUCCUUCGGGUGGUCAUAUGAGUCAUGGAUACUACACGCCGGGUGGGAAGAAAGUCUCUGGUGCGUCUAUAUUCUUUGAGAGCUUUCCCUAUAAGGUGGAUCCUCGUACAGGGUACAUUGAUUACGACAAGCUUGAGGAGAAGGCGCUUGACUAUCGUCCUAAGAUACUUAUCUGUGGAGGGAGCUCGUAUCCUAGAGACUGGGACUUUCCUAGGUUUAGGUAUGUUGCUGACAAAUGUGGAGCUGUUCUCAUGUUUGACAUGGCACAGAUUAGCGGUCUUGUGGCUGCCAAGGAAAGUCCAAAUCCAUUUGAUUAUUGCGAUAUAGUUACCUCAACGACACACAAGUCUCUCCGGGGACCUAGGGGAGGUAUCAUAUUUUACAGGAGAGGCUUCAAGGGCAAGAAGCAAAGCAUAAAUCUUAAUCACUGCGAGAGCAAUUUCCAAUAUGAUUUUGAGGAGAAAAUAAACUUUUCUGUCUUCCCAUCGCUGCAAGGAGGUCCUCACAAUAACCAUAUAGCCGCUCUAGCCAUUGCCCUGAAGCAGGCCGCUUCACCAGAGUACAAGGCUUACAUGCGCCAGGUCAAGAAAAAUGCCAAGGCUUUAGCAUCUGCUUUGAUAAGCAAAAACUGCAAGUUGGUAACAAAUGGCACUGAUAAUCAUUUGAUGCUCUGGGAUCUGACUCCUUUGGGAUUGACAGGCAAAGUGUAUGAGAAAGUAUGCGAGAUGUGCCAUAUCACGGUCAACAAAGUCGCCAUUUUCAGUGAAAACGGUGUUAUUUCCCCUGGAGGAGUGAGAAUAGGUAGUCCGGCUAUGACUUCAAGGGGCUGUCUAGAAUCAGAUUUUGAGACAAUGGCUGAGUUUCUGUAUAGAGCUGCUCUGAUAGCAAGUGCUGCACAAAGGGAGCAGGGGAAGUCACUCAAAAGCAUCUAUCACUGUAAGGACAUUGCAGAUCUUAGGAACCAAGUCGAGGCUUUUGCUUCUCAGUUUGCAAUGCCUGCGUCUGACAUGUGAGUCAGCCUGCAAAGAAUGUGAUAGCACAAACCUCCCUCAUUUUUGUUGCCAUGGUAAUCUAAAUCCACGCACCCAUUUCUCUAUUUUACAAUGUCAGCUAUUUACAUCUAAACUUAGAUCAACAUUUGUGGGGGGAAAAAAACAAACUUCCCUGUCUUGCUAUGGUUGUAAUUCUUCAAGGCUUGUGUACAUAGUCAUUGGAGGUGUGUUUAGUAUAUCCCUUUAUGAUC
Messenger RNA from Brassica oleracea var. oleracea, 2196 nucleotides. Its product is annotated as serine hydroxymethyltransferase 6. Gene Ontology annotation, cellular component: cytoplasm. NCBI's taxonomy places the organism in Eukaryota, Viridiplantae, Streptophyta, Magnoliopsida, Brassicales, Brassicaceae. The record is from RefSeq and is a predicted model, not a curated record. Bases 248 to 1966 code for a protein of 572 amino acids. Gene Ontology annotation, molecular function: zinc ion binding; glycine hydroxymethyltransferase activity; pyridoxal phosphate binding. Gene Ontology annotation, biological process: folic acid metabolic process; L-serine catabolic process; tetrahydrofolate interconversion. The transcript has 4 exons.